Messenger RNA from Phytomonas sp. Hart1, 4473 nucleotides. The record is from the annotation of a GenBank genome assembly. Lineage: Eukaryota; Euglenozoa; Kinetoplastea; Trypanosomatida; Trypanosomatidae.
AUGGAAUAUUUGCGUAGCCGUCUUUCUGGUGUUCGCUUCCGCCGUGCGCGGCUCCAUGACGCCGCAGCGCUGCGGCAGUGGAUGGAUUCCUUGCAACCAUGUGCGGACGGUGUUUUAUCCCUAGCCACCUCCAAGGAUAAGCCUGAAAGUGAGUCAGACGUCUUUGCGGGGCUCAUUCAGACGUCUUAUUUGUGCAUCACGGCGGUAGCGAGUGCGCAGGAGAGCCUGCUGGUGGGCUUCCUGGCGUUGGGUGCCGGGCCUCGGCCUGGCGUUUCAUCGAGCACGGAUACACUGCAGAAAUCCGCUGCCCCGGCUGGCUCUUUAUCGAAAGAGGAGGAGAAAUUAGUGGCCGCACUUGAUGAGCCCCAAUGGGAUGAUCUUCUGCGCGGUCUAGGCUACCUGGCCGCUGGUGAGGGCGCGGGCACGGGCAACUCCCUCGGGUACAUUCAGCCCUGCAACACGCUGUGGUUGAACAUGCUGGUAGCACCGCCUUCGACUUCUCAUUCACGGCGUAUUGCUCCUCCAUACACCAGUGAUAAGGAGAUGCAGUCGGGACGUACGGGUCUUGGCGAGCUGUACAAGCAUGAGGCCAAGACUUUCCGGAGUACAGUCAAGGAAAAUCGGGAAAAGGGGUGUGACGUUUCAAAGCUCGUGUACUCUUCGAUAGAACUUGCUCGGGAACUCCUGUGGGUGGCAUUGGGUACGAUGCAGGGGAUCGAGAACCUUCUGUGCCCCCUUCCACAGCAGUCUAUGCAGUUCAACAUGCAGGACAGCGACUUUCUUCCGCAGCUGCGCGGCUUGGGUACCCUCUUAUCCCCCACUCUCAAGUUUCCCAUUGGAACAGGCCCUCUGCCACUUGUCUUCGCGCAGCGACAGAAAAUUUUACACUUACGGCGACAAUGUGUCCUGCCACGUUUAACGAUUCGUCACGGCUGCCAAGAGGACUACGACGACUUUGUCCCACUUCUCCUCAACGGCGUCGGCGUGCGCAUUCGGUUGCCCGAAGAGUUUUAUCUGGAAGAGCUUCUCAAGAAUCAGGACGAAAUCCAUAAAGUGCUUGUUGCCGAAAACCCUUUGACCUAUGAAGUAGUCGGGCUUAUCUGUGCCCAUGUGAUCUCGCUCGCGGAGCAUCACGUGCUGUCGAAGUCUUAUCAGAUGGGGGCGUACGACAAAUUGUUCGAUAAAAACAUGAGCUCUGCUUCGUUGGCUGCGAGCGGGGGGCUGGGGGCCACGCAGAUGGUGCGAAUCGACUUUUUGUACUGGGACACCGACUACGAGGGGUCCUCAUGGGACUUGCUUUAUGGGCUGUUUAGCGCUUUCCCGACGUGUGCGGAUACCUUCAUCCUACUGCCGCACGCCACGCGAGAGUCGAGUCUGUUAAAGAGCUUUCACUACGUCCCUAUUCGUCCGUAUGAGCCGUUCGCGAGUCGGGAUGACAUCGCACCCAUGCCGGAUGGGCUAUGGAUCUGUUCCCGCGACAGCCUUUCUGCAACCCGAGUGAGGUUGGUGCGUACGGUGGAAGAUGUCUCUGAGGUAAAGAGCGAGCUGCUCCAAGCGCAAUCUUAUGAUAUGACCUACGAUGAGGCGAAGAGGCUUUCCGUAGAUCUACACCGUGCGGUGCGCGCGGAGUCGCCAAAUACGGAUGGACAACCAGAUACAUGCCUUACUGAUGGUGAAGACACUAGAAAGAAGAGCCUCGAUAAGGGGAGGACAAUCAUCUUCACUCUAUCACGAAUCGCUCUCGAGGGGCAAUCGGCGACACCUUCAGAGUUGGUGGGUAUGGCGUCUCUGUGCUCAAUUACGGUGAAAGGAUUGCAUGCUCUACGUGCUAACUAUGGCAUUGACAAUUACGUCUAUUUUUAUGCCCGACGCGGGCAAGACUACACUGCAACGGAUAUUUGUCCACCGAUACCCUCCACUUGCACGGAAAACCUCAACGUGGGUGAGGCUAAGGAUAUGUGUGUGACAGCCAUCUUGAUUCGUAGCAUGUACGUGAAGACUAUCUAUCAGGGUUGGAUUCGCCUUUUCGUUCGAGAGCUGCUGCGAUUGUGCAGAGCCGACAUCGCGGUGUUGUUCCCCGUGAGGGAGCAGGGCCAGUUGUUCCCCCCCCUCAUCAGGGAACUUCUCCCUUGCCAGCCUCGACGCGUGGUUGAGCAGACGGCUGUGGAGGACCUUACCGGCGCAGCGGCCGCGUCGGUGCUAGCGCUCGACCCGAGGGCCCUGGGAUCUCUUUUCGUCACGACGCCUCGCUACCUGGGGGAUGAAAAGGUGAGCUUGUAUGCGCGUAUCGUAGUGGUUGGAGGCAGCGCGACGGCUUUGAGCUUUUUCCAUCGGCUCCUGAGCGUCCCCUACGUGCGCUUUGUCAACCUUGUUCUGGUUUCCACAGACGGCUUCCCGCUCCACGCGAACCAAGCGCAGGCGGACCCCGCCGAGGUGCACGCCGACGGCUUUGGUAGCCAUCACCGAGGUGUGUGGCUGGUGGAUACCAUGGAACUGCUCGAGCGUGAGCACCACUUUCUCUCCGUGAGCCAGUCCAUUCGCGUCGUCUCCGGAAGGUUGGUGGACAUCGACAAGGCUAACCGCUGUGUGGCCAUCGACAACGCUGUUUUUGAACCCUACGACUACUUGAUCUUAGCGACCGGGCGGCAGUAUGUCGUGCCGCCGAGUAUUCACCAACUCCUCCAACAGGAGGGGCGCGGCGUCCCGGAGAAGUGGAUCAUUCCUCUUAACAACGACGCCGCAUUCCACCGCGCGCGCGAGUCGCUGGAUAUCCUCAGUAAGAACGUGAAUAGCAUGCCGAACGUGCUGGUGUACGGCUCGUCGCUAGACGCCUAUUCGGUGGUGACCGCUAUCAUCCAGCGUGAGGGCUUCUCGCCGCAGCGGGUGGUGGUCUGCAGCCGCGACUCCCGCACCCCGCAUCUCGACGAGGCCUCCUCGCAGGCGGCGCUCACCGUCCUGCGGUCGCUCGGCACGAACGUCUUCCGCGGCUUUGACCUCGGCCGCAUUGAGUUUAACGAGGACGGGGGCCUGACGUCAGUCGUGCUGGAGCCCGUUCUCGCCAUGGAGUCUACCCACGCUGUGGAGUCCGCCCACACCACGGCGUCGUCCGUGGAGCUCACCUGCGGUCUGAUCCUGUGCGUCGAGGAUCAGGAUAUCGACCCAAGGAUUCUUUGCGCGCUCAAUAAGCGCUCCAUUGUCCUUGACGGCCGCGUUAUCGUGGAUAAAAACUACCAGACUACCGACCCGCGCAUACUCGCGGCGGGACCGGUGGCGAUGUGGACCCGACGCUACGGCGUAACCCCCAAUUUCGAAGAUUUCAGCGCGCGUGACGUUGGCCACGACCUUGCCAGAAAGCUAUUGAUAAGACUCGGCUUCGCGGAAUUCUCAACCGCCCUUCUCUCAAAGCACGAUGGACAGGGCAAUGACGACCCUUCCGACGACAUCGCAAGCGCAGCCGCCGGGGAUGGAGUGCUUCCCACCUUUCAGCGCAGUGCCAGCGUCGAUAGCGAGGCAAUCAGAUGUUUUUUGAAGCGAGACGUCGAGCAGGGCGAGGCCGGGACGGGCAGCUAUUUCCACCAGCAGGAAAAGACGGGGCCGGAUCUCUCGGUGUUUUCGACGCCGCGCGUGUGCCGCGUCGUGUUCCCGUUCGGCUUCAAGUACUUCUCAGUCGAGUGCAUUUCCUUCGCGGAGGACGCGUGCGACGUGCUGAGCUGCUCGAACAUCUGCAACCUGUCAAAGAUGCAGGACCGCCUGCUGCUGGACAUGGAUAGCUCCACGUCUCUACACCCGAAUGCUGAGGAAUCCGACAGGAGUGGCUCUGAAAGGAUGAAUGAGGGCACCAUAAAUGCUGGGAUAUGCACCACUGUGGCACCCCCACGAUCCUCACAAAGCGUUUUAUCGAUUUAUGUCAACCGUGCGAACCACACGAUCGACGCGAUACGGUACUUUGGUGAUGAAUCCCCAGAAUUGUACAAUUAUAUGGCUUUGAUUGGCUACCCUGAGCUUUUGCUGAACCUUACCUUUCGUUACAAAGAGGCUGCUGAGCGCUCGCGUUUGACACAAGAAGCCCAUCUGCCACCAACAUGCUGCCUUACGGCCGGCGUCCUCAACCACCAACUUGAUCUUAUCAACUACCUGAGGCUGCCUUACUUUAGGACCAUAUUUUCCGAUCGCUUUGUUGCGUUCUUCGCGACAUUACGGCAGCGAAUGCGACAGCACGAGGAAUUUAUUCGUGUGGAGGAGCAGAUUCUCGCGAGGCGCAUGACAAAUGAGACGUUUGUGCCUUUGACCGAAGAAGAGGCGAAUACCCGCAUGAAGACACUAACGAAUUCCAAGUGUGCUUUUAGGCAGGAAAUCGAGUUGGCCUUGGUUCGCUUCUUACAUGAGAGUAAGGAGUUUAGACCCAAUAAUACGUACUUGCCCAAUGUCAAGCACUUAGUUGACAAAAAGAAGCCGAUUGUGUCGUUGAUGUAG